AUGCUAGAGCACUACACCGGAGAUCUUCCCCUCACCUAUCAUAUAUCCCUCACUUCUCCACCCGAUGCCCCGAAGACGGUCAUUUCAACAGGCUCAACCGGCUCAAUGGGGUCCCACCUCCUCACCAACGUCCUCGCCAAUCCUCCCAUCGCACAUGUAUACGGCUUUACUCGCAUCCACACUACUCCGCCUUUGGAUCGCCAACAUACCCUCCACGAGACUAACGGCUUACCAGCGCGCUUCUCACCCGAACGCGUCACGUUUCUCAAGACCGACCUAUCACAGCCCUACUUCGGGCUCCCUCGACCUACAUACAAAAAGCUACUAAUAUCAGUGACACAUAUCCUCCACAACGCCUGGGAAGUCAACUUCAACCUCUCCAUCCAGUCUGUCCAGUAUCUGCACAUACACGCAGUGCGUCGAUUCAUCAACUUCAGCUCUCAGUCGAAGUAUGGGGCAUUCAUCUUCUUCAUCUCAACGAUCAGCACAGCAAGAAACUAUCCCUUCUCCCAUACGGGUCCAAUGCCGAAGUCCAUCACCGACGAAUACUCCCUACCGCAAGCCAUGGGAUACGCAGAGUCGAAACACGUCGCUGAGAGAAUGCUCGAUGAGGCGGCCAGGGUCAGUGGUAUGAGGAGCGUGGUUUGCAGUGUUGGGCUAGUUGCUGGACCGAAGUGGGGCAAAGGUGUUUGGCAGACAGGGGGGUGGGUUUCCGAGCUUGAUCAAGAUUGGUGUGUACUUGGGAUGUUCGCCGAGGGAAUUGGGCCUAUGGAGAGGGUGGACUGGAUACCGAUUGAUGUAUUAAUGAGACCAUUAUUCGGCAAGGAGCCCAUGACCCGGAAAGAGAAUGAGCAUACAAGCCAUCUAAGCAAAGACACCACUACCAACCUAGACAGCAAACCGACUGAGAUCACCAUCGAAGCCAUGACAACCACGUUCACUGAGACAGCCGACGUACCUGCCGCUUCGGCAAAGUUCUACCACCUAGUCAACCCCUCACCGACAACAUACGCCGCCCUCCUUCCAUUCAUCCUCUUCUCCCUUCCAUCAGACCUCCAAGCCAAACUCGUCUCUGUCAACGAGUGGGUUGCCAAACUUCAGUCCUCUGAUCCAACCCCCGAAUUGAACCCGGCAAUCAAACUCCCGGACUUCUUCCAGGGAUUGUUCGAGAUGCAGAAAGCGGGACGAAAGAUGGUGGUGCUGGAUACUGAAGAGACGCGUAGGAGUAGUCGACUUUUGAGGAUUGAUUCUUGGGAAGGUGAAAGGGGAGUGGAUGGAUGCGUGGAAAGAGGGGUGGGGCUUCAAUAA
This is a messenger RNA of Letharia columbiana, 1308 nucleotides long. RefSeq lists its product as uncharacterized. The coding region runs from base 1 to 1308 and encodes 435 amino acids. NCBI's taxonomy places the organism in Eukaryota, Fungi, Ascomycota, Lecanoromycetes, Lecanorales, Parmeliaceae. The record is from RefSeq and is a predicted model, not a curated record. The transcript has 2 exons.